AAGAUCAUUAAAAUAAGAUUAAGAUUAGCGAAGAGAGAUGUUUGGGUGAAGAACAGCGCGGCAAUGGGGCUCCUAUAAAUAGUGGGCCGCCACUACUUAAUAAGACCGGCCUUUGUUAUUACAGGCUUUUCAUUUUUCAUUUUCUCAAUCCAAACCCAAAAAAAAAGGAGAGGCGGUAAAUAGAGAGAGAAAGAGAGAGACUAUAAUGGCGACAACACUUCCAUCACACCUUUCCAAAACAACUACUCACUCUCUCUCUCCCAUGGCUACUUCCGCAGCUUUUGGUUCUCGUCUUCUUCCUUCCGCCGCCAGAGCCACCGCCGCUACGCUCUCUCUUCCUUCCUCUCGCUAUUCCUCAUCGCUCAAAUGCCUCCGAUCUUCUCCUUUCGUUUCUCGUCUCUUCCUCAACCAGAGGACGUCGGUUUUCUUAUCGGCCAGGGGUUUCAGUGCGGCUUCUGCUCCGAAAUGCUUUGCUUCUGAUCCGGACCAGCUGAAGAAUGCUAGAGAAGAUAUCAAGGAGCUUCUUAAGACGAACUUCUGCCAUCCUAUUUUGGUUCGCCUGGGAUGGCAUGAUGCUGGUACUUAUAACAAGAACAUUGAGGAAUGGCCGCAAAGAGGUGGAACUAAUGGAAGUUUGAGAUUUGAGAUUGAGCUUAAACAUGCAGCCAAUGCAGGUCUUGUGAAUGCAUUGAAACUUCUUCAGCCAAUCAAAGAGAAAUACUCUGGUGUGACAUAUGCAGACUUGUUCCAGUUGGCCAGUGCUACCGCAGUGGAGGACGCAGGUGGCCCAAAAAUCCCUAUGAAGUAUGGAAGAGUAGAUGUGUCAGCACCUGAACAGUGCCCAGAAGAAGGGCGACUUCCUGAUGCUGGUCCUCCUUCACCUGCUGAUCAUCUUCGACAGGUUUUCUACAGAAUGGGUUUAAAUGACAAAGAAAUUGUUGCACUAUCUGGUGCUCAUACACUGGGAAGGUCCAGACCAGAGCGUAGUGGUUGGGGCAAGCCAGAGACAAAGUAUACGAAAGAUGGGCCAGGAGCACCUGGAGGACAGUCCUGGACUGCGAAAUGGUUGAAGUUUGACAAUUCAUACUUUAAGGAUAUUAAAGAGAGGAAGGACGAAGAUCUACUGGUGUUGCCAACUGAUGCUGUUCUUUUUGAUGAUCCGUCUUUCAGAGUGUAUGCUGAAAAAUAUGCCGAAGAUCAGGAAGCAUUCUUCAAGGAUUAUGCUGAAGCCCAUGCUAAACUCAGCAACCUCGGGGCAAAAUUUGAUCCUCCAGAGGGUAUUGUGCUCGAUGACGGUUCUUCAAAACCUGUUGGAGAGAAGUUUGUAGCAGCCAAAUACUCGACUGGCAAGGACUAAAUAACAAAGUGUCAUAGUUUUCUUAUGCCGUGUGUUUUAAAUAAAAUACAAGAUGAAGCUUUUUUCAAACUAUAAAUUGGAAGUCUUAAAAUGAAGAACAGGAAUAAAAAAGAAAUUCAAUAGUGUUGUUACCUAUUUGAAUUGCAGAGAGAGCUGUCAAGUUCUAUGAAGGAGAAGAUUCGUGCAGAGUACGAAGCGGUCGGUGGAAGCCCAGAUAAGCCUCUACAGUCCAAUUAUUUUCUGAAUAUCAUGAUAGUGAUUGCUGUUUUGGCAUUUUUGACAUCACUAGUUGGAAAUUAGAUCUUGGGACUUUUUUUUUUAUAUAUAAAAAUUAUAUUACAUUGCUGGUUUUGUAUUCUAAUUCAUCGGAGGCAUUCCGAAUUGGAAAUGGUUCCUUCUGUUCUUUAUGUUUCAAAUUCAUAACGUGCUUUCCAAGGUAACGUUUUGAAGGGUUUAAUCCCUCGAGAAACAAGAUGAAUGUAAAUCUUAACAUUGCCAUUGAAA
Messenger RNA from Cannabis sativa, 1861 nucleotides. Its product is annotated as probable L-ascorbate peroxidase 6, chloroplastic/mitochondrial. Gene Ontology annotation, biological process: hydrogen peroxide catabolic process; response to reactive oxygen species; cellular response to oxidative stress. Gene Ontology annotation, molecular function: peroxidase activity; heme binding. The transcript is spliced from 12 exons. The record is from RefSeq and is a predicted model, not a curated record. Bases 206 to 1357 code for a protein of 383 amino acids. NCBI's taxonomy places the organism in Eukaryota, Viridiplantae, Streptophyta, Magnoliopsida, Rosales, Cannabaceae.